ACACCCAGACGCACACACCCACCUCGGGCGGCUCCCGCCCGCUGCGCCCGCGCCCGGAGCCGCUCCCAGGGCGCCGCCCCCUUCCAGCCCUCCGCGCUCACCUUUGCGCUCGCUCCGCGGCCGGCUUUCGGCGCCCCUGGGGUCGCGUCCCUCGGUGACAGUCCGCUCCUCGGCCCGUUCCCUGUCCCCACGCUUCCUCACGCAGACCGAAGCUGCUCGGGUUCCAGAGUGGCCGACCCCAUGCCGUUCCCGGUUCUCCCUCUUACAGCUCUCACCCGCCAGUGCCGACGGUAGACAGAGACUUUACUCCAAGGGCUUCCUCCUCACUGGGGAAUUGCCGGAAAGAGCAAACAAAAAAGGCGCUGGUGUAGGCUCCAAAAUAAACACAUCUGCAUUCAUGAUGGCAUCGACAGAGGCUCUUAUUGGAUUAAAAGUUUCAAAACAAACAAUAACGCUUUGGAAAAAGCAGGGUUGAAUGUGUGCCUGCUCCUUCAGGCAUGACCAUGGAGAAAGGAGGGAACAUACAAUUGGAGAUUCCUGACUUCAGCAACUCUGUCCUGAGCCAUCUAAACCAGCUGCGCAUGCAGGGCCGUCUCUGUGAUAUUGUGGUCAAUGUGCAAGGACAAGCUUUCCGGGCUCACAAAGUGGUACUGGCUGCCAGCUCCCCCUAUUUCCGGGAUCACAUGUCCUUGAAUGAAAUGAGUACUGUCUCCAUUUCAGUCAUCAAGAACCCUACUGUGUUUGAACAGCUCCUUUCUUUCUGUUACACAGGGCGGAUAUGCCUGCAACUGGCAGAUAUCAUCAGCUACCUAACAGCUGCCAGUUUUCUGCAGAUGCAGCAUAUUAUAGACAAAUGCACACAGAUCCUGGAGGGCAUUCAUUUCAAAAUUAAUGUGGCUGAGGUUGAAGCAGAAUUAAGUCAAACAAGGACCAAGCAUCAGGAGAGACCUCCAGAGUCUCACAGGGUCACACCAAAUCUAAGCCGCUCCCUUAGCCCACGACAUAAUACCCCAAAGGGAACCCGGCGAGGACAGGUCAGUGCUGUGCUGGAUAUCAGAGAGCUAAGUCCCCCUGAGGAAUCCACCAGCCCUCAGAUCAUUGAACAGAGUUCCGAUGUAGAGAGCCGGGAGCCCAUUCUCCGGAUCAACCGAGCAGGACAGUGGUAUGUGGAGACAGGAGUAGCGGAUAGGGGGGGCCGCAGUGAUGAUGAAGUCAGGGUCCUGGGAGCAGUGCACAUCAAAACGGAAAACCUGGAGGAGUGGCUCGGGCCUGAGAAUCAGCCUUCUGGAGAAGAUGGGAGUAGUGCAGAGGAAGUCACAGCCAUGGUCAUUGACACCACAGGCCAUGGUGCUGUAGGACAGGAGAGUUACACUUUAGCGUCUUCAGGAGCCAAGGUGGCUCGGCCAACAAGCAGUGAAGUCGACAGAUUUAGUCCCUCUGGCAGUGUGGUUCCCCUGACAGAGAGACACAGAGCAAGAAGUGAGUCUCCUGGGAGAAUGGAUGAGCCCAAGCAACCCAGCUCACAGGCAGAAGAGUCAGCAAUGAUGGGGGUAAGUGGCUAUGUGGAGUAUCUCCGAGAGCAAGAAGUGUCGGAGCGGUGGUUCCGGUACAACCCACGGCUCACCUGCAUCUACUGCGCCAAAUCUUUCAACCAGAAGGGCAGCCUGGACCGCCACAUGCGCCUGCACAUGGGGAUCACACCAUUCGUUUGCCGCAUGUGUGGCAAGAAGUACACCCGGAAGGAUCAGCUGGAGUAUCAUAUCCGUAAGCACACAGGCAACAAGCCCUUUCACUGUCAUGUUUGUGGCAAAAGUUUCCCCUUCCAGGCCAUCUUAAAUCAGCACUUUCGCAAAAACCACCCUGGCUGUAUACCGCUGGAGGGGCCUCACAGCAUCUCACCCGAAACAACUGUCACAUCUCGGGGACAAGUUGAGGAAGAGUCACCUUCGCAGGAAGAGACAGUUGCUCCUGGUGAAACUGCGCAGGGCUCUGUGUCCACUACUGGGCCAGACUGAAAUAUUGAGGGGGAGGGGGCGGACCCUCUUCCCCUUUGGGCCAUAAGCAGCCCACGUGAGGGCCAUGGGCUGGUACUUAGAUUCACAAAAUGCCACAUCGCUAGGUCAGAUGUUCCCAAGAUGUUGCCAAACUAGAGGGUCAACAACAUACAUAAAAGCACUAAAGGCUCGUCCCCUCCUCCUUCCACCUCACUUGGAAAAAUAAUUAAGCAAAUCAACUUUCUAAUUCAGGGAUCAACAGCCUUGGUUUGUUAACUUUAUAAGAAAAAAAUUUUUUAGUGAAACUAUGAUAAAUCGUCAUUUCUCUGCCAGUCACGUUUGAACACUGUACUUAGAUCCAUAUCAUCUUGGUGGCUGUCAUUGCCCAGUAUCUAAAAAAUGCAACAGGAGCCUCAGCCAUCGGAAGCAGCCAACCACAAGAGAGGUAGUCGUGAGGAGGAGGCAUCCUUCCCUGCCGGAAUGCGUGCAUCUUCACGUUGAAAGGAGAAAACGAACGAAUACUGGUGGUUCUUCCUGUUCUGGAAGGUUAGACUUUCCUUUGCCCUUACUAGACAGCCAGUACUUAGCCUGAUUGUGUCGCGUCAUCAGCCGUCUUGGAGCAGUGUUCUAGUGGGCAGCAUCACCUGAAGCACUUUAGGCACCUGGAAGUGAACCGAGCAGCGAAGUGUAGUGGGCACUUCUGCGUUUGGGGGCCGGAACGUUGUAUGGAGGAAGGAGGAGCAGGGAAGGAAGUGUUGGUGUGUUUUGCAGAUGUUGAACAACGCAGAGCCGUACUGCAGCUUCCUGACUGAUACCUGUAAACCGUAGUGUUUUUCCAUUCUUGGUGUUAAGGGAAUGGCUCAAGUUCAGAUGAAUUAACCCGUUAGGCUGACUACCAAAGUUUCAUCCAGUCUGUCUGGCUCCUACUGUCACACAGCAGCAAUAUUCUACAUCACAAAUGUCACUUUCCAGUGAAAUGAGCCUGGAUUGUAUUUUUAAAUCCACAGGUGUCCAUAUUUGAUAACUUUUAUAUGAAGUUUUAAACACAGUUUUUCUGCAAUAUUGUGGUUGAAGAAACUCAACACUAUUGUUCUUACUGCGACCACAAUUUCAUUUCCUUCUACAUAUGUAGUACUUUAUAUUUUCAGUCCAAUGAAGAACCUCACUUUAAUCUGUCUCGGGUCUGCAAACCUAGUUAUUCAUAAACCAACCAUCAGCACCUUGCUGAUGACUCCAAGAGCUUUGAUUUUUUAAUACACUACAGGGCACUUACCAGAAAACAUCAUGCACAAUCGUGUUGCAAUAAAUGAUCAAAGGAUCAGUUUUGAUCAGGUCUGGUAACUUCAUCAUUCCUAAGAUUUUUAAAAUUUCAAAGGGACCUUUUUAGUAAUUCUGGGUUUUUCUGAGAUUCUUAAUCCAGCAUUGAAUGAACUUACCAAGCACGUAGAGCUUUAGAUGCCCUGUCUUGCAUGCAGAGAAAAAGGAAGAAUACUAAGGGAUGCAGGCAGAUAGAUACUUACAGUUUAGAGUGCAAAUAGAAAAAGAGGAAAAAAAAACUCUAGUUUCUCUUGAUUUUUAAAAAAUAUAUCUAUGUAAUGGAUUAAGAAAUUGUUCUGGUGCAGAGACAUAGAUGAUUGUAACAGAGAUUUGGGAGAGGGCCUGGUCAAACCUGUACUGGAGAGCCAUUUGUGAGAAUGUUAGUUGUGUGCUCCUUUUCUGAGAAUGUUUUGUGGUAUGUGGAAGGUAGGUAAAAAAGAAUGACUUUUAGUGAUGAGAAAUUAGAAUGCAAAGGGUAGCUUUAAGCAAUCUGAGAAUUGCACAUACACAUACAGCUGCACUCUAUCGCUAGAGAAAGGUUUUCUCUUCUGGAAAGGCAUAGAAAAUCAUCUUUUGGAGGAGUGUCAUGAUGCUACCAUUUGAUAAGAGCCUAACCUUAAAGGCAGCAUUGAAACUAUGUUUUAGGAGACAUAGACUGAGGCACCCUUUGUAGUUGGAUAACAGUAUGAUAGGGUGAAAACUGUCUCCUAGAGCCAUCUUAGGGGAAUUGGUUAUGCCCUGUGGAAAAAUAGAGUUGAAAUUUGACUGGAAUCCUUAGGGGUACGUUUCAGCUGAUGGUCAAGGCUUUCCAUGGACAGAUUUCGCCAUUGUUAAAUAGGCAGGGAUCUGGGAAGUACAGAAGAUGCUGCUUUAAGUGGAGCUUUUAAGCCUACCAAAAAAAAAUUCAGUCCAUCCUACUUUUGAGAAAUAGUAUGCUGAAAAGUUCUUUAUUGCUUGCUUUCUUUUUUAGAUUACAUGUAGGAAAAAUAGAGCUUUUUAAACUGUUACCAAAUUGGAAAGGUAAAGUACGGUGAUUUCUGGAAAGAGAAAACAUUUUGCAGCAUUUGUUAGCACUCCUUUCAGAGUUGCAACAAAUGUCUUAAAAGAAGUAGGGACUGUCUAACUCAUGUGGAAAUAAUAUGCGUGUUCGGUAGGUUCCCCCUCCCUUUCAUUCGCUUCUAUGUAAGUUUUUACUGUAACGAUACUGUGAAUAGAGUGCUUCCUGGUUGUCUAGAACCACAUCAGCACAGCCGUGUUCGCUGGUUCUCUCUUAACUGGCCUAGCUAGAGCCAUGAAAUUCAUGAAAGUGUAAGCCAGGCUAGCUAUUAAACAAGUUAAAACUUCUGAAAGCAAUUCCCCUGUUUUAGUUAGAAGAGAUAGUAUUCUAAAUAUCCAGGAUUCUUAGCCAUGUUCACUGUGACAUUGUCCUAGUUCUUAGCUAACAUCACUGUAGGGUUGUAGGAGUUAGUGCUGUUCUGUGUACAUUAGUGAAUACCUAUAAUCGUGUGUGCAUGGAAGAUACCUCUUAAGGAUAUACUUAAAUGGACUUUAGCUGAUGCUGAAAACUCAUUACCAAAUCUUAACUUGCACAUGUCACCUUGUGAAGAGAACUCAUUAGCAUUGAGAGCUAAAUCAUCAAGAAAAUUAAUGCCAUGAAAUUGUAACCACUGGGAUGAUUUUCAUUUAUUGAGUGGCACUUGAUAGCAAAGACCUACCUAUCCAGUAUUCUAAGCCAAAAGUAUACUGUUUUCAUUUUAAGAUGUACCUUUUAUUCUCUGUAAACUCAAAUACCAAAGCUG
Chinchilla lanigera (long-tailed chinchilla) is the source of this 5110-nucleotide messenger RNA. RefSeq names its product zinc finger and BTB domain containing 37 (gene Zbtb37). The record is from RefSeq and is a predicted model, not a curated record. Gene Ontology annotation, molecular function: protein binding; RNA polymerase II cis-regulatory region sequence-specific DNA binding; DNA-binding transcription factor activity, RNA polymerase II-specific. Lineage: Eukaryota; Metazoa; Chordata; Mammalia; Rodentia; Chinchillidae. The transcript has 4 exons. Gene Ontology annotation, biological process: regulation of transcription by RNA polymerase II. The coding region runs from base 498 to 2015 and encodes 505 amino acids.